This is a messenger RNA of Camellia sinensis, 3903 nucleotides long. RefSeq names its product AP-2 complex subunit alpha-1. Gene Ontology annotation, biological process: clathrin-dependent endocytosis; intracellular protein transport. The record is from RefSeq and is a predicted model, not a curated record. Gene Ontology annotation, molecular function: clathrin-cargo adaptor activity. Lineage: Eukaryota; Viridiplantae; Streptophyta; Magnoliopsida; Ericales; Theaceae. Gene Ontology annotation, cellular component: membrane coat; AP-2 adaptor complex.
AAAAAAAUAAAAAUUGAGAAUUGAAAUGAUGAAAUGCAAGUGGUAAAAGUCGUCUUCUCCACUGGCCGACGGCUUUUCCAAAUUUUUUCAUCACUCUCUCACCUUCCCUCGUCCCUCCCUCUCUCUCUAAAUCGCAGUCUCUCUCUCUCUCUCUAAACGAACAUUCUCUCUGACAAUUCCACAUCGAUCUUCAACAAGAUCUCGCUCUUCUUACCCCCUUCGAUCCCCCAACGAACGGCCACGAUCGAGCGAGCGAGGGAGAGAGAAUCGAAGGAGUCGCACUCGCACCGGCGCAGAGGCGUCCUCUCGGCUGGAUCUGAGCAGAGAUGGCGUUGUCUGGCAUGAGAGGUCUCUCCGUCUUCAUCAGCGACAUUCGGAAUUGCCAGAACAAAGACCAGGAACGCCUUCGCGUCGACAAAGAGCUCGGCAAUAUCCGUACUCGUUUCAAAAACGAAAAGGGUUUGACACAUUAUGAAAAGAAGAAAUAUGUUUGGAAAAUGCUUUACAUCUUUAUGCUUGGUUAUGAUGUUGAUUUUGGUCACAUGGAAGCUGUUUCUUUAAUAUCUGCACCAAAGUAUCCAGAGAAACAGGUUGGGUACAUAGUGACAUCGUCUUUGCUCAACGAGAACCAUGAUUUUUUGAGAUUAGCAAUUAAUACUGUUCGCAAUGAUAUUAUUGGUCGGAAUGAAACUUUUCAGUGCCUGGCAUUGACUUUGGUUGGGAAUAUUGGUGGGAGAGAUUUUGCAGAAUCAUUAGCACCUGAUGUUCAGAAGUUACUUAUUUCUAGUAGUUGCAGACCACUUGUGAGAAAGAAGGCUGCUCUGUGUCUCCUUCGCCUGUUCAGGAAAAACUCUGAUGUUGUCAAUGUAGAUGGCUGGUCAGAUCGGAUGUCACAGCUGUUAGAUGAACGUGAUCUGGGUGUUUUGACUUCUUCUAUGAGCCUUCUUGUUGCUUUAGUGGCUAAUAACCACGAUGCAUAUUGGAGUUGUCUUCCAAAGUGUGUAAAAAUAUUGGAAAGGCUGGCCAGGAACCAGGAUAUUCCACCAGAAUACACUUAUUAUGGUAUCCCAUCUCCCUGGCUUCAGGUUAAGACAAUGAGGGCUCUUCAAUAUUUUCCUACUAUCGAAGAUCCAAACACUAGAAGAGCAUUGUUUGAGGUUUUACAACGGAUUCUAAUGGGAACCGAUGUUGUGAAAAAUGUGAACAAAAACAAUGCAUCACAUGCUGUUCUCUUUGAAGCCCUUGCUCUUGUCAUGCAUCUUGAUGCUGAGAAAGAAAUGAUGUCUCAGUGUGUUGCCUUGCUUGGGAAAUUCAUUGCUGUUCGUGAGCCAAAUAUUCGAUAUCUUGGUUUGGAGAAUAUGACCCGGAUGUUGAUGGUCUCAGAUGUUCAGGACAUUAUUAAAAGGCAUCAAUCACAGAUCAUCACCUCCUUGAAGGAUCCAGAUAUCAGUAUUCGGAGACGUGCUCUUGAUCUGCUCUAUGGCAUGUGUGAUGUUUCAAAUGCAAAGGACAUAGUUGAAGAAUUAUUGCAGUAUCUCAGUUCAGCAGACUUUGCAAUGCGUGAAGAAUUGUCGCUAAAAGCUGCAAUUCUUGCUGAGAAGUUCGCCCCUGACCUGUCAUGGUAUGUGGAUGUGAUCCUUCAGUUGAUUGAUAAAGCAGGCGAUUUUGUCAGUGAUGACAUUUGGUUUCGUGUUGUGCAAUUUGUUACGAACAAUGAAGACCUACAGCUUUAUGCAGCAGUAAAAGCCAGGGAGUAUCUUGAUAAGCCUGCUGUACACGAGACAAUGCUCAAGGUCAGUGCUUAUAUCCUUGGAGAAUACAGUCACCUUCUGGCCAGACGGCCUGGGUGUAGUCCAAAGGAGAUUUUUAGCAUCAUACAUGAGAAGCUUCCUACUGUUUCGACUUCUACGAUUUCCAUUCUUCUUUCAACAUAUGCUAAGAUUUUAAUGCACAAUCAACCCCCAGACCCAGAAUUACAGAAUCAAAUUUGGGCAAUUUUUCACAAAUAUGAGAGUUGUAUUGAUGUUGAGAUACAGCAAAGAGCUGUUGAAUAUUUUGCAUUGAGUAGGAAAGGUGCAGAUUUAGUGGAUAUAUUGGCUGAAAUGCCUAAAUUCCCCGAGCGCCAGUCUGCAUUGAUUAGAAAAGCUGAAGAUACUGAAGCUGAUACUGCAGAGCAAAGUGCUACUAAGUUGCGGUCACUGCAUCAAACUUCUAAUGCAUUGGUAGUGACUGACCAACGCCCUGCCAAUGGAGUGCCACCUGUGAACCAGCUUGGUCUGGUGAAAGUGCCCGACAUGAGCAAUGUGGAUCAUAACUCAGCAGAUCAAGGGGUGACUGAGGCGAAUGGGACUCUGACUGUGGUGGAUCCACAACCGCUUGACCCUUCAGCUGAUGUCCUUGGUGAUCUCUUAGGUCCACUGGCUAUUGAAGGACCUCCUCAUGUUGCUGCCCAAUCUGAGCAUAAUUUGGUCUCUGGAGCAGAAGGUGCUCCAAAUGCAGAAGAUGCUCUAGCACUCACACCUGUUGAAGAGCAGAAAAAUACCAUCCAGCCAAUAGGAAAUCUUGCAGAAAGAUUUUAUGCUUUAUGCCUGAAAGAUAGCGGUGUGUUGUACGAGGAUCCUUAUAUUCAGAUUGGCAUUAAAGCGGAAUGGCGCGCCCAUCAGGGUCGACUUGUUCUUUUCUUGGGAAACAAGAAUAUUGCUCCACUAGUUGCAGUUCAAGCUGUGAUAUUGCCUCCCUCCCAUCUGAAGAUGGAGCUCUCAUUAGUACCUGAAGUUAUUCCUCCACGGGCACAGGUGCAAUGCCCUCUUGAAGUCGUCAACCUCCGCCCAAGUAGGGAUGUAGCUGUUCUCGACUUCUCCUACAACUUUGGAACACAUGCGGUCAAUGUCAAAGUUCGUCUUCCUGUUGUCUUGAAUAAAUUUCUUCAGCCUAUAUCAGUGUCUGCCGAAGAGUUUUUUCCCCAAUGGAGAUCACUUUCUGGACCACCUUUGAAACUUCAAGAUGUUGUUAGAGGUGUAAGACCAAUGUCUCUCGCGGAAAUGACAAACUUGUUUAACAGUUUCCGGUUGUUGGUUUGUCCCGGGCUUGAUCCAAAUGCCAAUAAUUUGGUUGCAAGCACGACCUUCUAUUCAGAGAGUACGCGAGCCAUGUUAUGCUUGAUAAGAAUCGAAACAGAUCCGGCGGACAGAACACAGCUGCGUAUGACAGUUGCCUCAGGGGACCCCACACUAACACUUGAGCUAAAAGAGUUCAUCAAGGAACAAUUGGUUAGCAUUCCUACAAUUUCAAGGGCACCUGGUCCGGCAACUCCACAGCAAGCUCAACCAACCAGUGCUCCGACAGCAAUAUCAGAUCCCGGCGCUAUGCUUGCUGGUUUGUUUCAGUAAAAGUGAAAAUGUGAUUAAUUCAAGAUUUUUUUUCGACACUUUGUAAGACUCAGUAUACAGCCUUACACCCAUUAUCUCCCCCGUCCCCAAAGUCAACAGGUGAGUUAAAUAGAAAUGCGAUGCAAGGGCUAUCGGACUUAUGAGCGUAUAUGUGACCGGCUCAGUGUUUUUGAGUUGGAUUUCUUAGGGGGGGUGGGAUGGGUCAGGCGUUUGAGAUGAGAUUCUUUCUGCACAAAUCAUAUUUGUGCCUUGUGAGUUUUUCCUAUUUUGGGGUGAGGGUUGGUUGUCUUUUCUUUUUUUCUUUUUCCUCUUUUUUUUUUUUUUUCAAUUCUAUUACCUUUUCCUUGUUUUAAUCUGGCGAGGUUUCAGUGGAUUGGUAUUCUGUAAUAUGAAUAGUAUGUGAGGUGGUGAAUGAAGGUAGGAUUGGUUGUAGCAAAUUCAUUUGUUUGUGGAUAUACAUAUUUAUUUUUCCAAUAAGAGCAAUUAUGAGGGGAAAGAAAAAAUUAAUGUAGCA